UGCAAAUGGCAUUUCUAUUCUCUCAAAGGAUAAAGAAAGUCGUUGAAACUCGGAUGCUGACCUUCUCAUUUUCUGCUUCUUGACUUAUUUAGUUUCUCUUUUUUAUGACGAUGCCAAGCCUGAGACACGUUAACCAGUCCUUGGUCAUCCUGCUGAUGGCUCACGUCUUGCAUGCUGUUACUCUGGAGAAUAUCGACAGGCCAACACAGAAAAACACCACAAACUGUGUUCUCGGAGGCAAGAUCUACGAGGAGGGCGCUCGCUGGCAUCCCUUCCUGAGGCCUUUCGGACUUAUGAACUGUACCACGUGUUACUGUCUGGAGGGAGGUGAGGUAACGUGUUGGAGAGAGUCUUGCCCGAGUGUCCGCUGUAUGAAUCCCGUCACCAGGUCAGGGCAGUGCUGUCCAGUAUGCCCAGCGGACGAGGAUGAGGAAGAGGAUGACAUCAUUGAAGAGGAGAUGUCGAGUCUCGGCCUGAACAUCCGCCGCUCCUGUAAUCACUUCGGCAACAUCUACCGCGACGGGGAGCGCUUCUCCUCCAUCAGGACCGCCCUGCAUCCCACCAAGAAAAACCAGUGCGUUCUCUGCGUCUGCCUUGAUGGCAACGUGUACUGCCACCUGCGGACCUGCUUUGCACAUACUUGCUCCCAGAUGUUCAACGUGGAUGACGACUGCUGCCCGGUCUGUGCAGAUUGCGUGACCGACGAUCUCAUCUAUAAGAAUGGCUCAACCUGGCAUCCAGUGGUUGAAGGUGUAGGCAAGCUACCGUGCGUCACCUGCUCGUGUCUGAAUGGAGAGAUUUCUUGCAAGAAGAUAACGUGUCCCUCGGACACCAGUCUCGGAUGUGACAAUCCUGAUCAACUGCAGAAAGAAACAUGCUGCAAGACAUGUCUUACAGCUUCCAAUGCGACAACGUUCAGCGGCCGCCCUGAGAAUGAUCCCAGCAUCUUGGUGCCGACGGACUCGAGCAAGCGGCCAGUCGGGACCAACAACCGCAUCCUCCCCGGGACUCCUUCACCAACGACCCCGGGCAUGGCCUGCCUGCCAAAGGGCACAGAUACAUUCCUCCAUCAGUGGCAGAAUAAGACGUCUGUGGUAAUCGUAUUUGAGUUCAAGAUUACUGCGACGGUGUUUAGAUUUGAUGUCAUCAGAAACCGGGUGAUGGAAAUCAACUCUCUGUGCAUCUCGAAAGAUAAGCUGAACAAACUGCUGAGCGGACGGAGGGAAGCGACAAUGGUGGGGGCGACUACGAUCCGGCGGAUCGAGAAGUUCAAGCGACGAGUGAUGCGAUGGUUCCAGGAGUGCCAGCAGAAGAAAUGUCGGACACGGUCCAUCAGGCGCCUCAUCCGGGUCCUUCGGGCCAAGGACGCCAUCUAUAGGGAGCACUGCAUAUGAGGUGUGGAUUACAGUGUUGGGGGAGGCUCAGUUAGACAUACCAAAAGACAUUAUGGGAUAGAGGGACGUCAUCAGACGUAGUUUCUGUGUUGCUUCAGCAAUAGAGGCUUUCGGACAAUAUUAGCAUGGGAUUGACUUGGACUGUUGCGCUUGAGGAUAUCGAACCAUUCAUUCGUACGUGAGAUUUUGUUGUUUCUGUGCCACGGUACAAGAUUGACAUUACUUGCCAACGGACAUUUAGUGCAUGAGAUGGAAUAGACAAAUCAAGAGCCCUGUGGCGAAGAGCCAUAUAGGUUUUACAGGCGUGCGCCAGAGAUUAGCUUUUUAUAUUACAUUGUACUUGAUGUAAAACUGAUGUACAUAUCUUUGUUUUGUAUUUAAGUCUGAAUAUGCUUUGGGUAUUAAAUGCCUUCAUUAUUGUCAUGCAAUAAAUAGCUUCAUUUUGUUAA
This is a messenger RNA of Lineus longissimus, 1843 nucleotides long. RefSeq names its product chordin-like protein 2. The record is from RefSeq and is a predicted model, not a curated record. Bases 105 to 1394 code for a protein of 429 amino acids. Lineage: Eukaryota; Metazoa; Nemertea; Pilidiophora; Heteronemertea; Lineidae. Gene Ontology annotation, molecular function: BMP binding. The transcript is spliced from 10 exons. Gene Ontology annotation, biological process: cell differentiation; negative regulation of BMP signaling pathway.